Molecule: messenger RNA, 339 nt
Organism: Mesorhabditis spiculigera
Lineage: Eukaryota; Metazoa; Nematoda; Chromadorea; Rhabditida; Rhabditidae
Source: the annotation of a GenBank genome assembly
AUGAGGUUUUUUGUAACAUUGAUAUUAUUCGGAUCGGUGGCUGCGAAAAAGGGCUUCGACGCGAUUGGCACAAUUUCUGUUAGCACGUUUGAGUGCUUGAAAAAGGAUGGAUACGACUUUUAUGUGGCCAGGGUUUGGGAGGAGAUUAACAACUACGAUCUCAGCGGCAUCCAGAAUAUCAAACACGCACGACAAGCCGGCUUCACCGACGUAGACGGAUACAUCUACCCGUGUCUGCGCUCAAAUUGCCCGGCCGGGUCAAAACAGGUUGAAGCGGUCAUCGACAAACUACACGCAGAGGGCGCUAAGAUUGGCAUGCUUUGGCUUGACGUCGAGGGU